This is a messenger RNA of Mollisia scopiformis, 1009 nucleotides long. RefSeq lists its product as uncharacterized. The record is from RefSeq and is a predicted model, not a curated record. The transcript is spliced from 3 exons. NCBI's taxonomy places the organism in Eukaryota, Fungi, Ascomycota, Leotiomycetes, Helotiales, Mollisiaceae. The coding region runs from base 66 to 614 and encodes 182 amino acids.
UUUUAAUAUUCUGCGAAGGGCAUUGUGUGGCCUUUGACUGUACCUGAACUUCUAAACAGCUCACGAUGAGCAAGGUUCGGGGGAUCUUCCCUUUGUUUCUGGCUACAACUUUCGGUAUCGUCAAUGGUAUCUGGGUCUUUGGGCCUGCUUUCAGAGAGCAGCAGGAGAAUGAUGGGCAGGUCAAGACGGAGCUAGUCGUCUCUGGUCAAGUGGACAACGCUCGAGUAGAACAACUACGAGAUGUCGAAGCAGCGAUCAAUCGUGCUUCUGCGAAUAAAUCAAUACUGCAACCGGCGGAGAAGCAAAGCUCCUGGUGGACAACUUUGGGUGACUGGAGUCGAGGAUCGAGAAACGACAACACGAGGGAAAUGAAAUCCGCCACUCCUAAUUCGAAUAUUCCAACUACUCCAGACCGCAUAAGUCCUACAAAUGUUCCGACUUCCUCGCCAACGCUGGGUAUCGCAAAUACACCUACCCUUGCUCAGAAGCUGGUGGAGAAGGCUGCGGAAGAUCCGGAUCUGAAAAUGCUUUUGAAGACAGUUGCGGAGGGUGGAGGUUCAUCAGAGGAAUUGAAAAAAUUCCAGCGUCACCUCGAUGACAUCGAACGAGAAUAGCAACUUGAUCCAAGCUGGGCGCUAGCACAUACAAGUGAAGCUCUUCGCCUUCACCAUAGUCGUUACUUGAAUACCAGAGGAAAAGGGUCUAUCAAGUAAGACCUCACAAGCAACGAAAUUUGGCUACGUUAAGGUCUCAAGUCGAGAAGUUUCAUUGUCUCGCACUUAGUGGCGCAAGGUUGCUUUGGGAAUACGGGUUGACUGCCUGCCUCUUACUCAGAUACGCGGCCCUCUUCUAGUGAUGCUUGUAUUAGCACCAUUGAACUCUUCUAGCUCUUCUAUCUCUUGAGGACCUUGUUGCUCAAGUUGAGAAAUCUAAACUUUUGGCGAGCUUCAAUGAAGUCCUGUUCUUUCAACUCUAUUCUUCAUGCUGUACAGAUUUAUACCAUUUCCCC